UAUUCUCUUCCUCGAUGCUCUUCGCCGGAGCUCUUGCGCCGCCCUCGCUCCGCCUCCCUCGCGUGCCUCUCCCUGGAGGCCGCUCCUUCGCCUCCGUCGUCCUCGCCACCAAACUCCAGACGGCCGAUGGGCCGUCGGAGAACCCUUCCGCCGCCCGAUCCAACCGCGUUUCCGCGAGCAGGAACCCUCCUCCUCGCCCUCAGGAUCCCGCUAGCGAAUCUCCCACCGGAGGAGCUCUAAGGGGAUCCGACGUUCUGCUGGCGCUUCAAAGAGCCGUCUCCGAGAAGGAGGCGCGGAGGCUGAGCGAGAAGAAGAGGAGGAGGGGGAAGAGGAGAACGCCGACGACGCACGGCGGCGGCGGCGGCGGCGGCGGAGAUGGAGGAGAAAAGGGCUUCGAUCCAUUCGAGCAAGUCCGGCCGAUCGAGAUCAGGAGCGAUUGGGAGACACGGAUCGAGGAGCUGGAAAAGCGAAUUCAAGAACUGCGAUCGCAGUACCAAUAGAAUCCAGAUCGUUAUCAGCCUUUCACCUUUGUCGACGUUUGUGGAUUGUAACGAGGCCGAUUCCAUUGAAUGCAAAGCGAUCCUCGUGCUCGUAGUCGAAACUAUCUUUAAAUCGGAAGAGCUUCUUUUCGAUCGUUCACGCGGGCCCCCUGGUUUGAUCGGACCUGAUCCGGUUGAGAUCAGGGGUGGACUGACUCGUGGCUUCGAAGCAGAGCACUCUUGGCAGGUCGGAUGUGAGUUAGGUCAGCUUUUGUCGGGUCGGCCACUGUCGGAUCAGCUUCGAUUGGGUCGGUUCUGAACUGAAUAAUUUUCUUUUCUUCCUACAUUUUUAACUUAGGUUUUAUUUUGAUUUUGAGAAUCAAAUUAUAAACUUAUGUCCGAACUUUGCCCAUCUAAUCCUAAAAGUAAACUGCCUUCCCUUUAAUUCGGUUCUAUCGGGUAAAUCCGAAACA
Molecule: messenger RNA, 952 nt
Organism: Zingiber officinale
Lineage: Eukaryota; Viridiplantae; Streptophyta; Magnoliopsida; Zingiberales; Zingiberaceae
Exons: 2
Coding region: 15-500 (161 amino acids)
Source: RefSeq, a predicted model, not a curated record